Molecule: messenger RNA, 1278 nt
Organism: Verticillium dahliae VdLs.17
Lineage: Eukaryota; Fungi; Ascomycota; Sordariomycetes; Glomerellales; Plectosphaerellaceae
Exons: 3
Coding region: 1-1278 (425 amino acids)
Molecular function (GO): carbon-sulfur lyase activity
Source: RefSeq, a predicted model, not a curated record
AUGCCGCCUCCAAAUCUCGCCCUCCGCCAGAUCCCCUCCUCCCUACUCGACCAGCUUUCCCUCCCUCAUCCUGCCGGCACCGGCCCCAGCGACUCGACCCCCAUCCUCCCCCGCCAAAACUCUGACCCCGAAAUCAUCGUGCCCGCGACCUAUGGCGGCACCAAUAGCGGCCUCGAGCCCGCCGCCGUGGCCGGCAUCACCCUCGGCGCCGUAGCCGGCUUUCUCCUUCUCGUCUACGUCCUGUACAUGUGCGCCAAUGGCGUCGGGCCCAGCGCAGACUACCGCUCCUCGACCUACGGCGCCUCCACGCUCUCCGUGCGCCGCCGCUCGCGCAGCCGCGCGCACCGCCAUCAGAGCCGCGGUCCAAGUCGUGCGCGCGUCGUCGCCACCGAGAGAGUCAGGGUCAGAGAGAGCGGAGUGGGCGCGCCAUUUGUGGUCGAGGCCGAACCCGUUCCCAUGCGGGAGAGGACGCGAUCGGUCAGCAGGGCGCCGCCUCCGCCGCGGGUCGUCGAUGACGAGGAUGACGAGGUUGUUGUCAUUGAGGAGCACACGCCGCCGAGGAGGAGUCGCAGACACAGCCGGAGAGGGAGCGGAGCCCUGCCCCUCCCCGUCCUGACCACUGUCCAGACACGUACCUCUGCAUCGUCCAACGCCCUCCCCCCGCUCAGCUCACAGGCUCAAGUGAAUGACAUGGCUGAUCUCACUACCUACCGCGGCAAUUGCCACUGCGGUGCAUUCGUCUUUGAGGUCGACCUUCCCGUCCUCACCUCCGUCACCGAGUGCAACUGCAGCAUCUGUCGCCGGAAGGGGUACAUCGGGGACUUCCCUAUCAGCCGCGACGUCUUCCGCAUCGUCAAAGGCAACGAGGACGACCUCGCAGUGUACGAGUUCGGAGCCAAGAAGUACCAGCACAAGUUUUGCGCCACCUGCGGCACGGCCGUCAUCAUGAGCAAUGCGUACAUCUGGGUGUGGCCGAUGCGUGAACAAGUGGUUCUUUUCAGCGACGAGAAGAACAUCUCGCGGUACGAGUUUGGCAAGAAAAAUAUGGGCAAAAUGUUUUGCCGCAUAUGCAGCGUACACAUGACCAACUUUGCCGCUGAAAAGUCGGAGGAAGAGCUCGCUGCCAUGUCUGGCGAGGAGCGCGCGUACUUUGAAGGGGGCAAGGCGCGGCAUCCCGUCAACCUGCGGGUGAUCGACGGGUUGGAUCUGGAUGCUCUGCGAGGCAAGAUCACGCGGAUCAAGGGGGCCGAGGCGCCGCCAGCAUAUGUAAACCCUUAA